Ramularia collo-cygni is the source of this 1695-nucleotide messenger RNA. RefSeq lists its product as uncharacterized. Gene Ontology annotation, cellular component: nucleus. The record is from RefSeq and is a predicted model, not a curated record. Lineage: Eukaryota; Fungi; Ascomycota; Dothideomycetes; Mycosphaerellales; Mycosphaerellaceae. The transcript is spliced from 5 exons. The coding region runs from base 1 to 1695 and encodes 564 amino acids. Gene Ontology annotation, biological process: regulation of DNA-templated transcription. Gene Ontology annotation, molecular function: transcription cis-regulatory region binding; DNA-binding transcription factor activity, RNA polymerase II-specific.
AUGGAGACUACCAACACGCCUCAAUCUCCUCCAGCGGACAUGGACGAAGCCGCUGGGACCAAGGCGUCUGGGAAGCUCAAGCGAAGGAGACAAGGCCGGAAUACGGCAUGUCAAGCAUGUUCGAACCUCAAAAUGAAGGUUUGUGUUGCUCAGGACAAUGGCAAAUGUGAGAGAUGCCACCGCGUGGACCGCGAAUGCGUUCCCGCCAUCCCCAAAGCGCGGAAGCGCCAAACGCUCGAAGGAGGACUUCCCGACGGGGCGGUGAAUCAAAGCAUUGCAACACCGAGCCGACCAUCGCUAUUCGACCCUCCAAGUUCAAAAGCAACAUCUGUACAGCCGACCGACACGAGCGCUUUAGUCCUUCGACACGACCUAUCAAAUACCGGCAGCAAGACAUUCUUCUCGUUGUUUUCGCGAGGUCUUGGGAGUUCUCCGGCAUACGAAGAUCUCCUGAAAGGAGUUGACUACAAAUUCGUGGCAAACUCUUUCACCGUCUUCCAACAGUUGACACCAUACUUUCCAUUCGUCGAGUUAUCGCCUGCCGCAGACGUGGUUGCCAUGGUGGCUUAUCGUCCUAUCAUGACGCUCGCGGUGUGUACGGUAGCAUCGGCUUCUUCGCCAACAACACAAGACCGUUUGAGCCAAGCCUUCCUCUAUUGUCUGUCGUUGAAGGCCAUCCUCAGCGACGAGUCUAGCCUUGACCUACUCACAGGCCUACUCGUCUACCUUGCUUGGCAGCAUCAUUACCUUUCUCAACAACAUACUUACCAAAAGCUUUGCUUGUUGGCAGGCAUUGCAGGGGACCUCGGUUUGUAUCAAGCUGGUUUCAGUACCACGGACAGUCCAGGAAGCAAUCUCGAACGGGAUCGAGCAUUCGUUGGGUGUUACUAUCUCUGCAGCACACUCUGUGCGACCGGGUACGACAAGCCAAACCCACUCCGUUGGACGGACAAUCUUCGACCAGCAGCCGUGAACGCAAGCCGUAUUGGUGCUUUGCCAUCAGACCAGGAACUGACUGCUUCUCUUGAACUGACGCGAGCAUUGGACGAAUUCUCGGAAAUUGUGAAUGAACACAAUGGCGAGGUGGCCACCUCAACACAUUCAAUGGAGCUUCAUACAAAAUCAACACUCCAUCGAGUGAAAGCACUAAAACGAGAAUAUCCCUCUCUGGCCAGCUCUCUUGGAUACGCGGCUGUGAAUCUUCACAUCUACCAACGGCUGUUGCGACUUCAUCCGACACUCGAUUCUUCUACCUUGAUCCAAUGCGCAUGUGCAGUGAAAGAGUAUGCCGAUGAGCUUCUUUCCAGACCCGCAUCGACCUUGCAUCGAAUUGCAAUCGUAGAUUGGACAAAUUUCUUGGAGAUCCUGCUCCUCAUGGCAAAAGUCUCCAAGCCCAGUACGGGCGGUUGGGAAGCUGGAGCUUUGACGUCGAUGCUGCAGCCCGAAACAGUCCUCGAUGCGUUGUGUUCUCACAUGGCAUCCGCACCUGCAAAAGAUCCGCUAUCUUUCCGGCACGAGGGGUUGCUGCAGCGAUUUCGAGAAGUCGGCGAAGGUAUCAAGCGGCUGUUCCUCCACGAUGCAGAUGUGAGUGGAGAGGUCGCGGGACGCCAAUCCUUGUCCUUUGAUUCGUUGACCUACUUUGGUAACGGUGUUCUGGAUCCACGCUUCUGGAGCAGUCUGAGGAGUGGAUAUUGA